GUUCCAGAUGGGCUCAUCAUCACAGGCAAUCCGAAAUCGGCUAUUACAUUUAUUUUUUGAAGGGAUUAGAAAGAUGCAGCUAUGCAAAUGGAACCUUUGGACCGGAUAUGAAAAGCGAUGGCGACGAUGGUUUCAAUGGCGGCCGCAAUUUCUGAUGGCUGUUACAGCGGCCAGCUUUUCUUUUCGGCAAAAUGGAAUCUCAGAUGAAGUGAUAAUGACAGAAGCAAAAACGAGUACCGACAAUGACUGCGAUGAUUGGGAAGUAGUGCGCAAUGAAGGAAAUUCGAAAGUAUUGCGAAGGUUACAUGCUGAUACCGGUUUAUAUGAAUUUCGUUGCUCAGGUUCAUACGAUGACAUAACAGCCAGUGAUUUUGUGGAUGCUCAAAUGGAUUUAAUUUUCCGAAAGAAGUGGGAUACAAAUGUUGAAAAAUUAGAGCUAGUUCGGAAAGAUGAUGAUACCGAUUCAGAACUUAUCCACUGGGUUGCUAAAUUUCCUUAUCCAAUGUACCCCCGUGAAUAUGUAUUUGUAAGACGGAGAUACGUUGAUGAGAAGGAUCACUGUAUUGUGAUAGCAAAUUGUGCAGUAGCAGACAGUGCUAAUAUUAUUCCACGGUGUGAAAAGAAAUAUGUACGUGUCGAGACUUAUCGAUCAAUAAUGGUAGUUCGGGCACACAAAACUUUUGAUCGCAAAGGAUUCGAUUAUGUUCUUUCAUACUACGACAAUCCUGAAAGUAAUAUACCGAAAUAUGCCUACAAUUGGUUGAUUAAUUAUGGCGGGCCGUAUUAUCUUCAUCAGGUUCAUGACGCUGCAAAGAAGUUAGAACAGCAACGAAUGGAAAUGUCGUUCAGUAACACUGAGACAGUAAAGGCGGAGAAGCUAACAGCAAAAGUUUCGAGUAAGGUAUCGAGUGACGGAAGAAUUGGUGAGCAGAAAGUUGACUCAUUAGACGUAUCAAGCAUGGCUGUAAAGGAAUCAGGGUUAACGGAGAAAGCUUCGGAAAAAAUGGAUACUGCUGACCUUGAAUUCGAGAAGUUGUCUACCGAUGUGCGAUUAUAUGACGAGAAGCCGAUGUCUUCACCUCUGGAGGAGUACUUUGUUUUUGUCGAUUAGUUAGUUAGGAUUAUUGAGGUUCAUAAUUGCACAUACCAUUGUAGUCUUUCUAGUGGAAGUUAGUGAACAGAUAGAAGCAGUGGCUUGGUUGCGCAGUUAUUAUUCACAUUCCGAUUAAAGUUACUGUUGCAGUUUGGUCAAGCUAAACAAGUUAUUGUAAAUGUUUCAAUUUCCUUUCUUUCCUCAUCUUCCACACUCAUUAUUUCUGUGAAUUUCUCCUGAGAACAAGUGCUACAACUUUA
Messenger RNA from Loa loa (African eye worm), 1353 nucleotides. RefSeq lists its product as hypothetical. The record is from RefSeq and is a predicted model, not a curated record. The coding region runs from base 8 to 1111 and encodes 367 amino acids. Lineage: Eukaryota; Metazoa; Nematoda; Chromadorea; Rhabditida; Onchocercidae. The transcript has 6 exons. Gene Ontology annotation, molecular function: lipid binding.